CUCGCCCCAGGGCCCCGAAUAUGUAUGGACCGGCCCUGGUCUCAGCCUACGUCGACGGGCGGCGUGGUCCCUCUCCUCCAUCGAGUAGCGGCGGUGGCACGGGACGCAGCGGGCUCGGCCUUCGUCGUCGGCGGCGGGGUCCCUCUCCUCCCUCCACCAUCGGCGGCAGCACCGAACGCAACAGGCGGCCAGGGACACGACGAUGCGUGCAAGGCGCGGCGGCGAAGCUGAGGUACCGGCCCUUGUGGCACGGGGGCGAGACGGUGCCAUGGCGGCUGUGGGGUGAAGGGCGCGUGCGUGAAAGCGGCACGUUCCUUUGGCUUCCGGCGUGCCGCGGCAUGGACUUCCCUGCUGUCGUCGUGCUACAUGAUGCUAGCUCCUCCUUCCUCCCGCCGCUGGACAUGCACAGCACCAUUCCAUGCCCUCUGCCCGGUGGCCAGAGAAAGGCAUCGGUGAGAAAUAUGGAUGAUGCACGUGAACAGAUUGGCACUGCCAUCUCCACUGCAUUGAAGGAGAUCAAGCCCAUUUCCAUCAGCAUCAACUAGAACCUCCCCUCGACCUACAUCCUUGUCCUUUCUUUUUUCUCUCCCCAAGGUAAGUUGGCAUGCUCCCUGUACAUGCAUAAGGACGGUGAGAUGGAUAUGGGUUUUGUUUUACUGUUGUUGAUGAACUGCUCAUUUGCCAGACUGUCAAACCAGAUGAGCCUGAAAGGAACUAAGAGAAAUGACUAUUCAUUUACUAAUCUUGUCAUUCUCUGUAUUGUCAAUUUGUCAAUUCGACUAAUGCUUGAAUGUAUUAGUAGACAAAAUGACCUGUUUGUUGAUCAGCUAUGAUAUGUGUUUCCACUGGCUACUUGCCGCUUUCUGAGGGGCAGAUUUUAGCUUGAGAAGAUUUUUGCGAAAACAUAGUGGUGCUCUUGCUCUGAUGGAAAUUCAGAGUAGGGUGUUCCAAACUAGACUAGAUUGAUACACGUAGGAAUUUGUGAUUGAGUUUUAUGCUCAGAGCUACAUACAUGCUCGCAACGCUUAACCUAUCCUAGAGCUUUCAUUUCAUUUUUUGUGCUGCUACAAUCUGCCCAUUAAUCGGUAUUCUAGCUCCAUUAUUCGGUAUUCUAGCUGAAAGUUUCAAAGUUAUCAAUUGUUUUCGAAACUCGGUUCGUAGAGUGGCUGGUCCUUUUUUGGGACAUAUUUGUUGUGUCUUUUCCCCAUUUUGUCUUGUAUUUUGUCAUACACAGUUCAAUUAGCUAAUUGUUAUUAUGCCAUAGCUAAAUUGUGUAACCUAUUGCCGCUCUGCCAUGGGUCACAUGUCCAACCUUCAUACACCGCUUCACUAGGACUAACGCCGAAGUACAGAUGAUGGUAUGUAAGUUUUCACUAUUUCCUCAGUUGGUCUUUUUGUUUUUUCACGGUUUCUAACUGGGGUCCUCACACAUUUUUUGUGAGUGUACAUUACGGGCCACCUAGAAAAUUCCAAAAGAAAUUGCCUCUUGUUUGGACACCCCGAAGCACGGGCUGGCAAGACUAAGAUUGGGCAAAUAGAGCUUCAGGAGGACCGUUUAUGACACCUCACUUGACGGUCUAUUCUUCAAGCAAGUAUGGAAGAAGUUCCUCACGAGACAUGACAUGAGAUUGGCACUGCUAUACUAAUUACAUUUAAGACCGUCACCAACAAUGAGUUGGAGAUUAUAGUCAUCCUUUUAUGUCCUCUGAGAAGAUCAUGUUGGGCGAGUUCCGGGCUUUCAUGAGUUAUUUAGUCAUUUCUCAGCGUUUUUUUAAACCAUGGAGGAGAACUGCAUGUGAACUUCAUAGAUAUGAGAAGAAAAGAAUAAAGGCACGUACAAAGUUCAA
Messenger RNA from Triticum aestivum (bread wheat), 1847 nucleotides. RefSeq lists its product as uncharacterized. The coding region runs from base 21 to 545 and encodes 174 amino acids. Lineage: Eukaryota; Viridiplantae; Streptophyta; Magnoliopsida; Poales; Poaceae. The record is from RefSeq and is a predicted model, not a curated record. The transcript has 2 exons.